GUUACCAUGGUUGAAAUCUCAGAAGUUGAUUCUGCUUCUAAUCUUCCAGUUGUACAUGGAAUGGCAUCACAAAUGGGACCUCCCCCUCCACAUCCACCGCGUUCUGGACAAGUGCAUGGACCAUCAGUAGGGAUAGGGAGUACAGCUGGCUCAUCUACACCAUCUUCUCAACCUUCACAAACUUGUGCAGCAGAUGAAUGUGUAUCUAAUAAUCCUGAAGUUGGUGUGCAAAUAUCAUGGGUAUGGGGACACUACCAUAUUUAUCAAAAUGGUGAGAGAGCGAAGUGUAAACAUUGAAAUAUCUAAUUACAAGAUUGGUGUUAAGAAACAUGGGACUUCUAAAUACAUACUCUUAAAUACAUACUGUUAAUGUUCUGUACUAUAAAUGUGUAAACAUUUGAAACUCACGGAAAAAUGAAUUUUGUAACAGAAUGCUUCAAAAAGAAAGAAAAAAGAAAAAAAAAGAAAAGAAUAAAAAAAGAAACUUGAAAAAGCAAUUCAGUUGUCUGACACUGGAGCUAAUUUAUCAUCAUCAUUUGCCCCACCUGAAGAAAGUAGUCCUCCUUUGGCUGAUCAAAGUCCUGGAAGAGAAAAAGGUAUUUCCAGUUCUGGGCAAGGUAGUGGAAGAAGUGAAGAGGUGCUAGCCCCAUUACCUGUGGAAAGGGAAGAUUCAUUUGAUGAUCCCUUAUAUAGAGCCGCUGCAACGGAACAUCCUUCCCUCGAACCUAGUUCCAUGGUCGCAUUAGGUGCGACAUCAACAGCAGACAACUCCAGAGAUGAUCUUGCUCUUUUCCAUGGUCCCCCUUUCGUCAAGAUAUAACAAGAGGCCGCAGAUCAGAACAAGUGGCUUCUAGUGAAUGUGGAGUCCAGUAAAAUGGAAUUCGGCUCAGAUAUGCUGAACCGUGCCAUAUGGAAUGAUAAAGUGGUUGCUCAACUAAUCCGCACUAAAUUCAUCUUUUGGCAGGUGCACGAUGACACCACUGAAGGUAGGCAAGUCUGCAACUACUACAACCUGGUUUCUGUUCCUGUAGUUCUGCUUCUGGACCCAAUAUCCGGGAAAAAAAUGUGCUUAUGGAGCGGAAUGAUUCGACCUAGGCCUUUAUUGAAGGUGCUACUUCGUUUAGUGGAUGGAGGUCCAAAAGAUAACCUGGAACCAAAAGGCGCAGAUAGCUGUCCAAUGGAAUUCCCUAGAUGCCCAAUUGAAACAUAUUUGCUUACCAUGGCCAGAGAGAAAAUAAAAGAAAAGUCUAGGACAUGCAACGAGGAGGAACUGCUGGAAGUUGAGCGCAGGCUUAUGCAGGCAAGACUUGGUGCCCAAUUGCAACAAUUAAAUGACUAUAGAUUAUGGUUAUUGUCGGAGGGACUGGAUCAUGAUGAGAUAAUACUCAUAUCAGGAGACAUGAGUAGCAGUCUGCAAAAGGAUAAGAAGGCCAAUGUUAUAACUUUAACUGGCCUCGAAAUCUUUCCCAAGGUAGGAGAACUAGGUGGAGAGACCAUUGUUGGCAACCUCGACGUCCAUAAAAACGGGUUCAUCUAUGCAACUUCUAGUCCCAGUUUCCAUUUUCAUUUCAUCUGCGCAGACAUACAGAGAACUUUCUUUCGAGUUGGAGAUGAGAAGACGCAGCCUCUCUUGCACUUCCAUUUGCAUCACCCCGUCAAGAUGGGGGCAGAAAUGAGGCAGGAUAUCCAAUUCCGUUUGGUGCAAACCCCUGUGGGGCAGAGGACAUCUUAUAAUGAUUCGGAGAAGCAAACCAGGGAUGGGGAAGACUUAAAGAAAUUUGUCAACAAAGUGGAAGACAAAUGGAGUACGUAUACAUUUCAUGUUGCUGAGGUUCUUAAGAGGAAAGAAUUUUAGGGAAAUCUUCGCUCCAAGGCGCCAACUGUCUUUGGCCUGACUUUUUAUGCCCUAGUUGGGCUUGUAGAUGAACCUUUCGUUGUGGCAUACCUAGACAAGAUCGAGAUUGUUAGUCUGAGGCUUAAACCUGCGGUAAUAGAUAUGACUAUCGUUUUUCAGGACUUCAAGCAUGAUCUGAUUCACAUCAACUCAAUUCCCAUAGCCGCGCUCGGUCUCAUAAAAGACAUCUUUAACUUUUCCAUGGUGAAGUAUUAUGAGAUUCAUAAAGAUUUACCAUGGAAUUCCAUGGUGAAAGGGAUAGCAGAUUCUCCGAGGGAGUUCCUCACCAAUGGUGGAUGGUUAAAUUACGGUCUCGAGGACGAUGCUACUGCAAAGUUCUACGAUUACUUCUACGAGAAAGUAUAAGUCAAGGAACGUAAAUUGGAUAAUGAAGGUGAACAAAUCUGCCCAUAUGGAUCAGACAGUGCAGGUGAAGAAAGUGACACAUUGGAGGAAUGGGAGGAUUAAUGAAUCAGGCAGGAAGAGGAGAGUAAAACAAGCGAGUUCAAGCUAAAGCAGUCACAAGUAUCUUUGCUGCUGCAUCUAGUUUAUUUUUAGUUUAGACGAAAAUUUGCUUUUUUAAUGGAUUCUCUACUAGUGUAUAGCUCAACGUGGACGUCCGGAGACUCCAUAUUUUCUUUUCGGUUUUUCUAAGUUGCUGCUGGGAUUGGUUUUUAUGGUUUAGUUGCUCACUUUGACAUUUCUAUUUGAUUCUUGUCAUUAUC
This is a messenger RNA of Papaver somniferum (opium poppy), 2619 nucleotides long. Its product is annotated as plant UBX domain-containing protein 7-like. The transcript is spliced from 8 exons. Gene Ontology annotation, cellular component: FACT complex. Gene Ontology annotation, biological process: transcription elongation by RNA polymerase II; positive regulation of transcription elongation by RNA polymerase II. The coding region runs from base 875 to 1855 and encodes 326 amino acids. Lineage: Eukaryota; Viridiplantae; Streptophyta; Magnoliopsida; Ranunculales; Papaveraceae. Gene Ontology annotation, molecular function: nucleosome binding. The record is from RefSeq and is a predicted model, not a curated record.